AUGACAACCCUCUCCUCCCUCCCCAACGGCGCCGCCACCGACCCCCUCUCCUCCCCAGACUACGACCCCAUUGACCACCUCAACACCAUCUUCUCGCACCCCUCAAGCCUCUCCCGCGUCACACCCACCCUCUCCGCCCUGCAAACCCACGAAACCCACCUCUCCUCCCAAAUCAAACACCUCACAACAACCCAAUCCUGCUCCCACGCAGAAUGUCUAUCCGGCCUGCAAACCUCCCGCGCCGAACUAGGCUCCCUCCUCUCCCGCAUCGACUCCUUACGAGCCAAAGCGCUCGCUACGCAGCAGAACAUCACGUCUAUGACGGCUGAGAUCAAGGCUCUGGACACCACGAAGAAGAAUCUGGUGCAUAGCAUGACGACGCUGAAGCGGCUGCAGAUGCUGUCUACGGCGUUUGCGCAGCUGCGCGGGGUGGUGGUCAAGGGACGGCAGUAUGGCGAGGCGGCGAGGUUAUUGGGGGCGGUGGUGCAGUUGGAGGAGCAUUUUAGGGGCUUUAGGAGUGUGGAUCAGAUCGCGUUGUUGAGUAAGGAGGUGGGGGUGUUGAGGGGGGAGGUGGAAGAGCAGGUGCGGGAGGAUUUUGAGCUGGCGUGGAGUCGGGAUGAGGUGGUGGCGAAGGCGGGGGUGUUGAGGGAGGGGUGUGAGGUGGUUGAGGUGUUGGGGCCGGAGGCGAGGGCGAGGUUGGUGAAUUGGUAUGUGAAUGCGGAGUUGAGGGGGUAUAGAGGGAUUUUCAGGGGGGAUGGGGAGGCGGGUGGGCUGGAUAAUGUGGAUAGGAGGUAUGCGUGGUGGAGGAAGAUGGUGAAGGGGUGGGAGGAUGUGUGGUCUGGGAUCUUUCCGCAGGGGUGGAGGGUGGGUGAGAAGUUGGCGGAGAAUUUUGCCGAGGGGACGAGGGAGGACUAUAAGGGCGUGUUGGGGAGAAUGACAAGGGGUGGUCAGGGUGUGGAUGUGAAUCUGCUGUUGAGUGCUUUGCAGCAGACGUUGGAUUUUGAGCAGAGCCUGGAAAGGAGGUUCUCGAUAGCCGAAAGCAGGACGAGCCUCGAUACUACAGUCAGUGCUGACGGCGGACAAGGGGCGUUGGGGAAUCAUUUGAUAUCGGCAGUCUUCGAGCCGUACCUGGGCUUGUGGGUAGAUGCACAAGAGAAGGAGUUGGCGAAUCUGUUGCCACAAUACAGAGCCAGGCCGGUGAGGCCUCCUGAAGAAGACUUCAGCAGUCAGAUGGUGGUUCAUUCGGCUUCGGAGCUGUUCAACUUCUACAGGUUGAGUCUGCAACAGUGCGCGAAGCUGUCGACAGGACAAUCACUUCUGGACCUCUCGAAAGUAUUUGCGCGGUUCCUCAACCUUUAUGCGGAGCAGGUGCUGUUAUCAUGUCUGCAAGAGAAGCCAACAGGCGGAACGCCUUCACGGACACCGAGCUUGGAAGACAUCAUCACAGUGCUGAACACGGCGGACUACUGCUACAACACCACACAGAGUCUGUCCGACAAAAUCCAGUCGAGGAUAGACGAGGCAUUGAAGGAGUCUGUCGACUUGUCAUCUCAAGCAGAUGCAUUCAUGGGCAUCGCUUCUGCGUCCGUGCGGGCGUUGGUGAGAAUCGUCGAAGUGGCUCUCGAGCCGUCAUGGCGAGAAAUGCGCAAUACUGGUUGGGCAAGGAUCGAGACUGCAGCAGACAAAUCCUCCUUCAUGGCGCCUUUGCAGCAAGCUAUCCGGUCGAAAUCAGCUUCGAUCCUCGACAUGAUUCACAAACCGCAGUACUCACGCGCUUUUGCUGACAAUCUCGUCGAGCUCCUUUCCAGCACAUAUCUGGCACAGAUCGUACUUUGUCGACCAAUCUCAGAAGGUGGCGCCGAGCAAAUGCUGCUCGACCUGCACGAAUUCCGGAGCACGUUAUCCUCCAUCCUGCCUGGCGAUCCUCCGCCAGCGUCUUUCCUCAAGCGUGUCACCAACUCCUUCGGCCGGAUCGAGCCUCUGCUCAAGACCCUCCAAGUCCGCCCACAACCGCCCGAAGCACUCGUCCAAGCAUACCUCAUCCACAUCGCCGAUUUGUCCGAAAGCAACUUCCGCAAAAUACUGGACAUGAAGGGCUUACGACGACAAGAACAGACUCAGCUGAUUGAGCUGUAUCAGAUGCACAAGUUCAGUCCGCGGUACAAGGACAGCCUUACCGAGAAGUCGACCUUGCUCACACCACUCAUUCUCGCCAGUACAAACACGACUGCCGCUUCAGCGACAACAGCUGGUGCAAAUGUCGCCCUGCAGAACCUUUCUGCCCUCGGCAACAGCGCGGCUCAAUCACUGAGCACAGCAAAUCUGCCCGCGAACAUGAAGUUCGAUGCCUCCGGGCUUGGAAACGCAAUCAUGGAUCGCUUCUCGACUCCAAGUAUCGGGACGCCAAUGGCUGCGCAGAGUCCACCAGGAGGUACGGCGGGCAUGGGUAAUCCUAUGGACGGCGCUGAUGGGCAGGGGAAGCUGAACGAGAAUCUGAAGAAUAUUGGGAAGUUCUUCAAGCGGGAUCUUGGGGGCUUGGGGCUGGGAGGGCGGUUCGGGCAGGGCAGUAAGGCGACGAGUCCGGCGCCGCCGGAGGAUAGGCAUUAA
This is a messenger RNA of Cyphellophora attinorum, 2607 nucleotides long. RefSeq lists its product as uncharacterized. The record is from RefSeq and is a predicted model, not a curated record. Gene Ontology annotation, biological process: retrograde transport, endosome to Golgi. The coding region runs from base 1 to 2607 and encodes 868 amino acids. Gene Ontology annotation, cellular component: GARP complex. NCBI's taxonomy places the organism in Eukaryota, Fungi, Ascomycota, Eurotiomycetes, Chaetothyriales, Cyphellophoraceae. The transcript has a single exon.